Messenger RNA from Dermatophagoides farinae (American house dust mite), 1292 nucleotides. RefSeq names its product regulatory particle non-ATPase 8 (gene Rpn8). Lineage: Eukaryota; Metazoa; Arthropoda; Arachnida; Sarcoptiformes; Pyroglyphidae. Gene Ontology annotation, molecular function: metallopeptidase activity; protein binding. Gene Ontology annotation, cellular component: proteasome regulatory particle; proteasome complex. Gene Ontology annotation, biological process: proteasome-mediated ubiquitin-dependent protein catabolic process. The record is from RefSeq and is a predicted model, not a curated record.
AGAUGAUUGAUAGAUGACCGAAAUGUUAAAAUAGACGCUUCUAUUUUAACAAAUGAAUCAGCAAUUUGGCCGCAUUCAUUGUUUCAGUUCAUCAAUUCAACAUUGUUAUUGUGGCUACAGACUUUAAAAAGCUUAUUAUUAUUAUAACAACGAAUUUUUUUAAUCUUUGAAAAGAAAAAUGGAAAAAGAAUCAAGUGUUUUGGUCGAAUCGACCAGUAAUGCAGUGGUCAAAACACGCACUAAAAUUGGUUCGAUGAUGGAAUUGCCUUACAACAAAGUUGUCGUCCAUCCACUCGUCUUGCUAUCGGUAGUUGAUCAUUUCAAUCGGAUGGGAAAAAUUGGCAAUCUCAAACGUGUUGUCGGGUUACUUCUUGGUUCGAUCAAAGGCAAAGGAAUUCUGGAUAUUUCAAACAGCUUUGCAGUACCAUUUGAUGAGGAUGAACGUGAUAGAUCGGUUUGGUUUUUGGACCACGAUUAUUUGGAAAACAUGUAUGCCAUGUUCAAAAAAGUCAAUGCCAAAGAACAAAUUGUUGGAUGGUAUCAUACCGGGCCAAAAUUGCAACAAAAUGAUAUAGCUAUCAAUGAAUUGAUUCGAAAAUAUUGUCCUAAUUCGGUUUUGGUCAUUAUUGAUGCCAAACCAAAAGAUCUUGGCUUGCCAACUGAAGCUUAUUUUGCUGUUGAAGAAGUACAUGAUGAUGGCACUCCAACAACAAAAACAUUUGAACAUUUACUUAGCGAGAUUGGCGCCGAGGAAGCUGAAGAAGUAGGUGUCGAACAUUUGUUGCGAGAUAUAAAAGAUACUACCCUUGGAUCGUUAUCUCAAUUGGUAACCAAUCAACUGGUUGGCCUCAAAGGUCUCAAUGUUCAAAUCCAAAUGAUAAAAAAUUAUCUAGACUCGGUUUUAAACGAUAAACUUCCUAUAAAUCAUACGAUCAUAUACUUGUUACAAGAUAUUUUCAAUUUACUACCCGAUGUGAAUAAUCCGAAUUUUGUCAAAUCUUCAUACAUCAAAACAAACGAUCAAAUGUUGGUCGUCUAUCUGGCAUCAUUGGUUCGAUCAGUCAUAGCAUUACAUAAUUUGAUAAACAACAAAAUUUCAAAUCGAGAUGCUGAAAAGAAAGAAUCCACUCAAACUAAAGAUACGAAAAAGGAUAGCGAAAAAGAUGCUGAAAGCAAAAAAGACGGUAAAAGCAGCGAUGAAAAUAAAAACAAAAAAGGAAAAUGAAUAAAAAUGUAAUUUUAAAUAUUUUUCUCAUUGGAAUGAUUUAUUAAACUAAAUUUUUAUAUGAAAA